Messenger RNA from Gadus macrocephalus (Pacific cod), 5467 nucleotides. It is a transcript of the gene poln, whose product is annotated as polymerase (DNA directed) nu. Gene Ontology annotation, biological process: double-strand break repair; DNA-templated DNA replication. The record is from RefSeq and is a predicted model, not a curated record. Gene Ontology annotation, molecular function: DNA-directed DNA polymerase activity; DNA binding. NCBI's taxonomy places the organism in Eukaryota, Metazoa, Chordata, Actinopteri, Gadiformes, Gadidae. The transcript has 29 exons. The coding region runs from base 94 to 4833 and encodes 1579 amino acids.
UUUGAUUGAUAGCGCGCGCAUCAACAACAACCAGCAGCUGAGGUCUUCUAGAAACAGCCGGAUAUUUUUACUGGUACUUUUGUUGGAUACUAGAUGGAGGGGUACGGAGGCCUGAGCCGCAGCCUGUGCUUUGGUCCUCUGUCCCAGCCUGCAGAGAGGAUCCUGGCCGCCCUGCGGGCCCAGGCUCUGCCCCCAUCCAGAAACAGAAGCAACCACCGCUACAGCCGGCAAGUCGAUGAGGGCUAUGGAAGUCAGAGGGAGCACUUGGUGCAGGCUGGCUGGAACACAACUCAGCAUAGGAUGCAAGGCAGGGAAACUGAACGACCUGGCUCGCAACCCCAGCCAUAUUCUUCCUCAUCCUGGCUGAGAACCCCAUCAUACUCCGCGGCCACCAGUUGGGACUCCUCCCAGCAGACAGAUCACUCUCAGAACCCAGACUCCUUUGGUAGCACCUCAAGUAAGACACGGCCGUGCCUUCCCAGCAAAGACUACAACCAGCUCCUGUCCCAGUCUGAUUCCCGCCGCAGGAACCUACCGUAUGCGAGCCACACCCUCUCGUCUCCCCAAAGAGCUGUGGUCUUGCCGGCUCCAGGAGGAUCUCAAAGUAAUGGUUGGUCUCUGCACAGGCCUGGCCUGCCUGCUCAGCAAGACACUAGCCCCUGGAAGAGCUUAUCUGAAGAACCUGAGACGUUUUUUACCCUCAGCCUUCCUCGAGAAGGUCCAGACCUCGAUGCAUUUUACCCCGAUCUCCGCCUAACCCAACCAACUCCAUCAUCUGUUAAUGUCUGCCAAGUGUCUGAGUACUGUCUACCAGAUGUACAGAACAAGGUUCAGCCGAGAGAAAUUGGUGCACGGGAGUGGAAUGGAUGCCAAGAUGAUCAUUACCUCCAAAAUGUACCUCGAAAGAACCAACAUAAAGUGUGCUUGCCAAGAUUGGACCACGUUAAAGUGGCCUCUACUGGGGGUGGAAAUGGGAAAGCCUGGUAUGAGGGGCGGGGUUCUGCACUUCUCAAACCAUGGAAGCAGCUCUCGCUUCCCCAAGGCAAGACAAGACCAGAGACAGGCUUUGACCGGCGACAGCUGUAUGAGCCACUGAACGUGAAUAGGAACGGUGGGGCGGGUCUGAUGGUAGAUAUUGUGGAAGCUAUGGAUGUAGACAGAGGAGAAGAAGAGCCAGAAAAUCAGUCUCAAGUGCCGAGUGAAGUAAACCACGUUAGAAGCAAGUGCUCAAAUGGUGGAAGGGAGCAAGAGGCAUUCAGAGAAAACCAUGGAUCGUCAAGAAUGGAAGGGAAACAGUUCCCCAUCUCCAUCACAGAUGAAAUGGACACUGCGUCGGACUUUGAUGUGGACGGUAGAGCCCGCCGGCAAACCGAACACCAAGAUGUCGGAGAAGGGUUUCCUCAUGAACCCGGUGCCAGGGACGAAGAGAUAGCAACAGGGGGGUCCAGCCGUAGCAUCACCCCAGAACUGACCCCAGUGUUACUGGAAGAAAGCGUCAACACAAUGGUAACCCAGGGAGCUCAAACUACCCAAAAGACAUCAGAGCUCGAGACCGCUGGAGAUAAGGAGGAGGGCCCACAAAGACCAGAGGAACAGAGGGAGUCCUCCAACAGAGAACUCGGUCCUGGUGGAGCCCCCCUACCCGAUGGACCAGACACCGCCGUCAGGGAUGAGGAAGAUGCGGCGACUGCUGCGGUAGUCCUGGAGACGGACGCGGGGAGGGUGCAGGGCGGCACGACCCAAGCUGAGGAACAGAUGGGGGGGGACCAGGGUGGGAGGACCCACCCUGUCCAGGAGGAGGAGGAGGUGGAGGAGGAGGAGGUGGAGGAGGAGGAAGAGGCCGGUCCAUCUGAAAGGGGAAUGGUCCUUCAGGAGAUGUUGGAGGAGGAAAAUGAGCCCUUGUUGAAAACCUCAAAUGAGGGCAAUGGAAGCCCUGCAUUGGAGGGCUCACCAGUUGAGAGACAACGCCCCCCACUGAGGUUGUCUCAGGAAGGAGGGGCCACAGGGUCUGGCUUCAGGGUACCCCCUCUUCUCCAUGGGAACGCCCCCCUAGAGGCCACCCUCCAUAUCCGUGACACCCUUCAAUCUCAACAGCCUUUAUUGUCUGCCACUGAAUGUGUAGACCCUCCCCCGGUCACACGCCCUACGCCCGGGCAAAACCUCCGCUCAGACACCGGACCAUUCCGUGGAAGUUCAGACAUUUCCCAAUUCGGCCCGGCUCUACCUAAGCCCUCCCGGAUCCCCGCCUUUUCUAUCAAGAGGAAACGGGAAGAGCAGAACGCCGGCCUCACCGAGACACCCAGGACCUCCCAGCCCAGACGCCCCGUCAAGUGGGAGCCCCCCCGCUCCUCCCAGGGGAGGACAGGGGGAGACGGAGGGGACCGGAGGGCCAACAGAGACCGGGAAGCCGACGAGAACGACACGGAGGCCCCGACUCGAUCCGUCCCCUCUAAGGACCUGGGCUUGUGCCCUCCAGCGUCGGCCCAGGUGCGGCAGGCCCGAGCCCGUUCCGUUCACCCGGCCACGGACUGCCUGGCGGGGGGCAGUAGAACGGACGGCCCGAUGUGGACACAGCACACGAUGCGUCCACACCAGCAUAUCGCCGGGGCUGGGGGUUCUCCCUUGACACACUGCGAGAUGAAUACAAGCCACGGCGGGGUUGCGGAUAACGCCAGCGCCUCGAUCGCGAGCGCUGCUGUGUCCACCGCUCCCAAGAAGAAACGGGCCAGACAGGGCCCGGGCAAGAUCACGAGCCGCGGGGCCACUUCAGCUCAGAAGGACGCCGUCAGAGGGGGACGUCCCGCUGAUCAGGCGGCAGGCGUCACCUCCGACCCCAGAGUGAAGGAUGCUGGGAGGAUGAGUUUGGAGGAGAGGGCGUGGCUGCUGAGGAGGGUGGGCGGGGCCAGAGCGACGGCGCUGACGAUGGUGUUCCAGGACGGCAGCACUCAGUUUGACCCGGAACAGAACCCCAGUCCCCCGGUGUGCGGCCUGCUGGUCCUGAUGAGACAGGAGCUGGAUCACAGCGGGCCGGGGGCCCACCUGCACCCCGGGGACACCUGUUUCUACCUCCGACUGGAACACGCUCCCGCAUGGGCCCAGCGACACGCACAGCACAGCCAGGAGAGCUUCACUAGGGAGACGCUGGUGCAGGUGGUGUCAGGCGCUGGGCUGCUGGUGUGUUAUAAAGCUAAGGACCUGCUGCGCACGGCCCUGCAGCACUACAGACCGCAGAUCAGCUGGAAACAAGUCCUCGGCUGUCGUAUCCAGGAUCCCCAGGUGUCAGGCUGGCUUCUGGACCCUGCGGACCCAGCCACCUGCUACCGGGACCUGAUCAAAAAACAUCUGAGACCCUCUCCUCCACAGCCAGCCCCGGGAACCAGCAAGGCUUCUCAGGCCAUCACCGGCCUCAAUCUGCUCUACCGGCUUAACAUGGAGCUGUGCGCCAAACUGCAGAGCCAGGGCUUGUGGCAGUUGUACUCCACUCUUGAGCUCAGCAUGAUCCCAGUUCUGGCAGCCAUGGAGAGCUACAGGAUCCAUGUGGACAGGGAGGCCCUGAAGACCACCUCAGACAUGUUGGGGACUAAGAUGAAGCAGUUGGAGCAGGAGGCCCAUCAGGCAGCAGGACAGAUCUUCCUGGUGACCAGCAGCACCCAGCUAAGAACUGUUCUGUUUGAUAAGCUACGGCUGCACGAGCGCUGUGAGAACAAGAAACUCCCCAAGACCAUCAAUAAACAACAGCAGUCAACAUCAGAGGCUGCUCUGUUGCAGCUUCGGGACCUGCAUCCCCUCCCAAAGAUCAUUCUGGAAUACAGGCAGGUCCAUAAGAUCAAGUCCACCUUUGUGGAUGGGUUUCUGUCCUGCAUGAUGGGCAAGAGCUACAUCUCCUCUACGUGGCUCCAGACCAGCGCAGUGACCGGACGGAUUUCAGCCAAGCAUCCGAACUUCCAAGCCCUCCCAAGACAGCCAGUUCACAUCACCAAGAAACAGUACAUUCAAGGAAAGGAUGCAGAGGUGGUGAAGGUUCAUCCUCGAAACAUGUUUAUUCCCCAGGAGGGGUGGACCUUCCUCGCCGCAGACUUCUGCCAGGUCGAGCUGCGACUGCUUGCCCAUCUCUCCGGUGACCCCGAGCUCCUGAGAGUCUUCAGCCACGCCCACUCUGACGUCUUCACCAUGCUGGCCUCGCGCUGGAAGGGGGUGAGGGAAAGUGAGGUUUCGUCUGAAGAAAGGGAACACGCCAAGCGCAUAGUCUACUCUGUCGUGUACGGGGCAGGCCGGGAGCGUCUCUCUGGGAUCCUGGGUGUGAGCUCGGAGCAGGCCAGCAGGUUCCAGGACAGCUUCCUCCAGACCUACCGAGAGGUCCAGACCUUCAUCCAGACCACCGUCCAGCAGUGCCACCAACAGGGUUACGUGGUGUCCAUUAUGGGGCGUCGGCGUGCUCUCCCUCUCAUCCACUCCGCCGACUGGGGGGUCCGCAUGCAGGCGGAGAGACAGGCUGUGAACUUUGUGGUCCAAGGUUCUGCGGCUGACCUUUGUAAAAUGGCCAUGAUCCGGAUCUCCUCUCAAGUCUGCUCCUCUAGCUCGCUCUCUGCCAGGCUGAUAGCCCAGCUCCACGAUGAGCUGCUGUACGAGGUGGAGGACUCCCAGGUGGAGCAGUUUGCAGGCCUUGUGAAAGGUACCAUGGAGGCCCUGCAGCACAUUGACUCUUUAAGAGUUCAUCUCAAGGUUCCUCUAAAGGUGGCGCUCUCCAGUGGCAAGUCAUGGGGAUCCAUGUCGGAGCUCAGCCUCUGUGCUGCACCUCCUCCCACGCCCCCAGCGUCCACCCCUCCUCCGUAGUGUCCGUCUGUCCUCUCGCUCCUCUUUCUUUCUUUCUGUCUUUCUUUCUGUUCCCUUCGUUCUCCAUCCCCUAUUUCUUCGUUUGGCUGUCCUCUCUCUCUCUCUCUCUCUCUCUCUCUCUCUCUCUCUCUCUCUCUCUCUCUCUCUCUCUCUCUCUCUCUCUCUCUCUCUCUCUCUCUUCUCUAUCUUGCCACUCACCCUGCAUCACCAUCGCUAUGGAAACCAGGCAGCUGCAGCUCCUCGGAGCUCCCAAUUCACGCUUUCACUCCAUCCGUAUCCGGGGGCAACCGGAGGAGCCACAAACUGGUUCAAGCCAGUUCCUUUUUUUUUUUUUGCUCUGUAGAAGAAUUGUAUCCUCCUCCCCUCUUCCUCCUCCUCCUCUCUUCAUCCUCCUCCUCAGUUUUACUAAAGGCCAAAGAUCUCCCUUUAGAGAUCUUUGGCCUUUCAUAGUUUGUUCAAUAAACACAUUUAAAUAUAUUCAUACACUUAGAUUUAUAAAUACAAAAUAAUAUAUUUAUAUAGAUAAAUAUACAUAUAUAUAUUGAUAUAACAAGUUCACACAUCACAGUUAUGUAUUAAGCAAUAUGACUAUUUAUUCCUUGUCUUUUGGUUUUCAAUAAAGAACCUGAACUGA